Molecule: messenger RNA, 2318 nt
Organism: Dicentrarchus labrax (European seabass)
Lineage: Eukaryota; Metazoa; Chordata; Actinopteri; Moronidae
Exons: 8
Coding region: 103-1059 (318 amino acids)
Biological process (GO): T cell activation; interleukin-15-mediated signaling pathway; positive regulation of ERK1 and ERK2 cascade
Cellular component (GO): external side of plasma membrane; membrane raft
Molecular function (GO): protein tyrosine kinase binding; MHC class II protein binding
Source: RefSeq, a predicted model, not a curated record
GGAAUCUAAAAUGAAGCAACCAGGAGGAAGUGAAAUAAAAAAAAAACCUUUCUUUUUGAACUAACAGUAGUUCGUUAGACGUUGACAGAGAGACAGAGAAGAAUGGCCGUUUUCAGAUGGAUUCAAAUUCCACUGUUUCUGAUGCUCCUUCAUUUGAAAGCAAUGACAGGACAAUAUUCUGCCUUCACUGUCAGAGAUGGUGAUGAGAUCACUUUGACUUGUGAAAAUGCAAUACAGGAUCAGGAUGAAUGUAGCCGUACUACCUGGGUUUUCACUUUUUUUGCCUCAGCACAAGUAGAGUUGGUUACACUGGGGCAGAUUGGUGAACAAGCCAAAGAUAAAUCAGACAGACUGAGUGUUUCAAAGAACUGUUCUCUGGUUAUAAAGAAUGUCACAGUUGAGGAUGUUGGUCUGUAUAUCUGCAGACAGUUCGAAUCAGAACGACAUGGAGACACUUAUCUCCAUCUGUUUGUUAUCAACAUGACUGAACAUAAGGACAAUGAUGAGGUGUUGUUGUCGUGCUCUGUAUCAACAUUUGGAUCGUGUAGACACACAGUGGACUGGCUGUACGAGGGGAAACGUGUGGCUGAAGACAACAAAGACAUCAAGAUAUCACAUUCUGACUGCUCGGCUACUGUGACAUUUCUCACCUCUUAUCUCAAGCAUCAAGCAAGCGAUUAUCACAAGUUGUUCAAAUGUGAAGCACAUGAUCAUUACACUGGAAAAGUGCAACUGUUUACCUUCAGCCCUCAGUCCUCAGGUGAGGAUCCAACAACAUCAGUGUUAACAGAAGAACCAACAACAACAUCAACAACACCAUCAACAACAACAUCAACCACAACGUCAACAACACAAGAAGCUCGUACAGAUUGUUCUGUUCUGAACUACAUAAUGUUGGUUAUGCGUGUGGCUGAACUCCUCCUAAUUACUGUGAUUACUGUUCUUCUCAUCAGAGCUCGAGGGAACCAGAGACCACCUGAUGACAGCACUGUUUUAAACUCAGUAAAGAAGCCAAGCAGUGAGGCGUUCAGGUGCAGCAGCCAGUCAGCUGCAUCAUGAUGAAGAUGGACAUGACGGCACAGUGAACUAUGAAAACGUUGGAGAGCCUUCUGCUUCUGUCACACUCAACAACUUCCACUGCUAAUAAACAUUUAUUUACAGCAUUAUUUUACAUCAGACCAUGAAUCGUAAUUUCAUUUUCAGGUUUUCGAUGAGGUGUUGCUUAUUGUAUUAAUGCAGGAAAAAAAGAGUUAAUUUUAAACAUCUCACUUGCAGCCAGAAAUGAAAGCUUUGAUUUUAAGAAGCUUGCUGUACAGUCUUGCUGAUUCUGGUGAAACUGGAUCAUAUUUUGUGGAGAAAAUGUUUCCAGCUUGGCUUCUGCCUAUCCUGCAGGCCGUCCACCCGAGGACAUCCGCUCUGCCCCCUGUCCUCAAUUCUUCAGCUCCCAGGUCACUUACCCUUGAGUCGCUCCUCUGGACCCCCUCCACCCACCUGGCUCACAUUGGACUUUAUUGGACUUGUUUUUGAAGGGACAUCUGGGAGCCAUGCCUUGAAGAUGGGGGGUUUUCCCACCAAUUUUCAUUGUCUGCCCCACCCUGAUUAGGUUCACCUGUGUUUAAUUAUCCUCCCUCAACAGCGUAUUUAGAAUGUGUAUUCCUUUGUCUCAGUUAGCAGUUUGUUUUUGUCAGUUUGGCAAGUGUACCAGCCCUUUCCCCAGCGUAUCUGAGUGUUUUUGGCAAUCCCCUUUUGGAUUUGUUUGCCUUUUGCACUGCUUUUCUGGUUUUGACCUGUUUUCAAAAUUUUCUGUAAGCCUUUUUGUAUUUACUCCUUUUAUUAUUUUAAUCAUUUGUACUGCCCCUAGUGGUGCUGCAGCAGAUGCUUCUGUACCUCCUCCCAGAUGGCAUCAGGGUUAACAGGCUGUGGCUGGGGUGGGUGCUGCCUUAUUAAUAUCCUUUGGGCUCUAAGCAGGCACCUCACCUCACCGAUAGCACUGAUGCUGGGUAGCUGAGUACCAGUGAGAGAAAAAGUAAACUGUCUUUAAACUGCUGGUCCAAGCUACAGUGAGCUGAUUGUUUGUUGGGGGAACACUGGGAACUUCACGGGUCGGGGAGUUUUGUAAAUUCAAUGGGUGAGAGGGCACAGGAUGUGGGAGUGAAAGGUUUGUUGAUGGGCCCAGCAGUGUGCUGGCCUCCUGUUCCGCACUGGUUGUUGCCAGAACUGGAAUUUUUCUAUGUUAAAUGGAAUCAAGAAGUAUGAAGGUGUUUUAUAACUCUUGUUAAUCACCAUUUUUAAAGUAAACUGGGCAGAUUGCACACAGA